Hevea brasiliensis (rubber tree) is the source of this 1334-nucleotide messenger RNA. RefSeq names its product type IV inositol polyphosphate 5-phosphatase 9-like. The coding region runs from base 1 to 1329 and encodes 442 amino acids. Gene Ontology annotation, molecular function: phosphatidylinositol-3,4,5-trisphosphate 5-phosphatase activity; phosphatidylinositol-4,5-bisphosphate 5-phosphatase activity; inositol-polyphosphate 5-phosphatase activity. NCBI's taxonomy places the organism in Eukaryota, Viridiplantae, Streptophyta, Magnoliopsida, Malpighiales, Euphorbiaceae. Gene Ontology annotation, biological process: phosphatidylinositol dephosphorylation. The transcript has 7 exons. The record is from RefSeq and is a predicted model, not a curated record.
AUGUGGCCAAGAUUGGUAGCUAACAAGAUCCUUAGAAAAAGAUUGGGGAGCAACAACUUUGUCGCAGAUUUUCCAAGCAACAAAGAAGUUAACUUGCUGGAGAUUCCAAACUUGGUUCGACCAUCUUUGAGCGCUGACAGAAUCUACGAUCAUCAGAAGGACACACACAACUACAAGGUUUUCGUUAGCACGUGGAAUGUUGGUGGGAUUGCACCAAGUGAAGAUUUAGAUAUGGCGGAUUGGCUAGACACUCCAAAAAUCUGUGACAUAUAUGUUCUUGGGUUUCAAGAGAUUGUGCCGCUUAGAGCAUCGAAUGUUCUUGGUUAUGAGAAUAGCAAGAUUUCCAUGAAAUGGAAUUCCUUGAUUCGACAAGCAUUGAACAAGAAGAUUCAAUGCUGCAGUGGAGACGACAAUGAUCUGCUGAUUAAUAUUGAGAAAAGAAAAAAUUUACUUCCUCCUAUUAAAGAUGAAAGGACAAUCGAAAGCAGCAAUAUUCCUCAAGACUUCCGCUGCGUUGUUAGCAAGCAAAUGGUUGGAGUAUUAAUAUCAGUUUGGGUUCGAAGUGAUCUUCGUCCUUAUAUCCGGCAUCCUAGUGUCUCUUGUGUUGGCUGUGGCAUCAUGGGUUGCCUUGGGAAUAAGGGUUCUGUGUCAGUUAGAUUUCGUUUACAUGAAACAAGCUUCUGUUUCGUCUGCAGUCAUCUAGCAUCAGGGGGUAAAGAAGGGGAUGAAAAGCAUAGAAACUCAGAUGUAGCCGAAAUCCUGUCGCGAACCAGCUUCCCUAGAGGCCCUUCACUUGAUUUACCAAGAAAGAUUCUAGAUCACGACCGUGUGAUUUUGCUUGGAGAUUUGAAUUACAGAAUUUCACUACCAGAAGAAACGACUCGAUUAUUGGUGAAUAGAAAAGAAUGGAAUGCCUUAUUAGAAAAUGAUCAGCUGAGGAUGGAGCUCAUGACUGGUCAAGCAUUUGAAGGUUGGCAUGAAGGAAUAAUCAAAUUUGCUCCCACUUACAAAUAUUGCCCUAAUUCUAAUGUAUACUUUGGAUGCCUCGAAGGCAAGAAAAGUGAAAAAUGUCGAGCUCCAGCAUGGUGCGACCGGAUUAUUUGGUACGGAGAAGGAUUAAAGCAACAUUUAUAUGGUAGAGGUGAGGCAAAAUUGUCUGAUCAUAGACCAGUUAAGGCAAUAUUUUCUGCAGAAGUUGAGGUUCUACAAACAUUGAAAGGACUUCAAAACUUCUUCCUAUCCGAGAGAUUUGAUCAAAUAACAAACAAGUUUGACAUGCCGUCUUCCCUCAAAUUUCUAUGUAAUGGCAGAUUAAGCUUAAGGAUUUAAAGACA